Messenger RNA from Diceros bicornis minor, 969 nucleotides. RefSeq names its product olfactory receptor 52D1-like. The transcript has a single exon. NCBI's taxonomy places the organism in Eukaryota, Metazoa, Chordata, Mammalia, Perissodactyla, Rhinocerotidae. The record is from RefSeq and is a predicted model, not a curated record. The coding region runs from base 13 to 969 and encodes 318 amino acids. Gene Ontology annotation, cellular component: membrane. Gene Ontology annotation, biological process: G protein-coupled receptor signaling pathway. Gene Ontology annotation, molecular function: olfactory receptor activity; G protein-coupled receptor activity.
UUACCAAGAAGAAUGUCAGCUUCCAACAUCAGUGACAACAGUCUCCCAGCCACUCUCUUCCUGACGGGGAUCCCAGGGCUGGAGUGGGCUCACACCUGGAUUGCCAUCCCCUUUUGUGCCAUGUACCUGGUAGCACUGGCUGGAAAUGCCACCCUCCUCCUGGUCAUUGUGGCAGACAGGGCUCUUCAUGUACCCAUGUACCUCUUCCUUUGCCUUCUCUCACUCACCGACCUGGCUCUCAGCUCCACCACUGUGCCCAGAAUGCUGGUCAUUUUGUGGCUUCAGGCUGGUGAGAUUUCCUUUAGUGGAUGUCUGACCCAGAUGUUUUGUGUCCAUUCUAUCUAUGCUCUGGAGUCCUUGGUGCUUCUCGCCAUGGCCUUCGAUAGAUAUGUGGCUAUCUGCAACCCACUGAGAUACACGACGAUUCUCAAUCAUACCGUCAUAGGCAGAAUUGGCCUUGUGGGGAUAUUGCGUAGUGUGGCCAUUGUCUCCCCCUUCAUCUUCUUGCUGAGGCGCCUGCCCUACUGUCAGCACCGUGUCAUAGCACACACAUACUGUGAGCAUAUGGGCAUUGCUCGACUGGCGUGUGCCAACAUCACUGUCAAUAUUGUCUAUGGGCUGACUGUGGCCCUGCUGGCCAUGGGUCUAGAUUCCAUUCUCAUUAUUAUCUCCUAUGGCUUUAUCCUUCAUGUUGUCUUUCGUCUUCCCUCCCGCGAUGCCCAGCACAAGGCUCUGAGCACCUGUGGCUCUCACCUGUGUGUCAUCCUGGUCUUCUACAUUCCUGCCUUCUUCUCUUUCCUCACUCACCGCUUUGGCCAACAUCGAGUCCCCAAGCAUGUGCACAUCUUUCUGGCUAAUCUCUAUGUGCUGGUGCCUCCUGUGCUCAACCCUAUCAUCUAUGGGGCUAGGACCAAGGAAAUUUGGAGUAGACUUCUAAGACUGCUUUGCCUAGGGAAGGUCUCAGUAUGA